CUGAAAACUUCGAGUUGUGUGAUUGGAAAAAAAUGCACUUGAAUGGCGCCAAGUUAUUCCGUCACAAAAGCUAUGAAGUUAAGUCAGUUAAAGUAGGAUUUCUCUUGUCAUCUAGUGAAAGCACAUGUGUGAGAUUAAUUUCUCACAGCUUGUUACGAAACAGUUUUAGAACGUUUAUAAGAGGUUUUGAAGGGAGCAGAAUUUUUACCAAGUGCAAAAGGGCUCGUUUUUCGUACUGGGCUCUUUUGAAGGCAGAAGAGGGAACAACAGAAAAAGAUAAUGUAAAAAACCAAGCCAUGCAUAUUUAUUGUUUUUCUAAUUUUGCACGGCUAUCUACAAAAGCUGUUCUUUGUCUAUUGCUUUUAACCUUUGUUUUGACCAACUACUGGUGGGUGCCUCCUGGACUUGAAGCCUUUGCUUUCGAAAACAAGUCUUUGAUUCGCGAAAAUGCUUCUUCUACCUUAAAGCAACAGGAAAAAGAUGUCAUCGAACUUUUUCAGAAUGCGACUCCUUCCGUGGUUUUUGCUACAACUUUUGUGGAAAGGUUAGAUUUCUUGUCACCCAACAUAAUGGAAUUGCCUGCCGGGCAAGGCUCUGGGUUUAUUUGGGAUACAGAUGGACAUAUCGUCACCAAUUUUCAUGUCAUUCGUUCCGCAACUUCUGCUAAGAUUACGCUAUAUAAUGGACAUAUCUACGAUGCAAAACUUGUUGGAGUCGAUCCGGACAAAGAUGUAGCAGUUUUGAAAAUCGACGCUCCCAAAAAUGAACUUCGACCUAUUCCUUUAGGUCAUUCUUCCGAUUUGAUAGUAGGUCAAAGUGCUUAUGCCAUUGGAAAUCCCUUCGGAUUAGAUCAUACCUUGACAACGGGAGUUGUUUCUGGAUUAGGAAGAACUAUGCGUUCUCCUACAGGUAAACCGAUAUCUAACGUUAUUCAAACGGAUGCAGCUAUCAAUCCAGGAAACUCUGGAGGAACUUUACUGGAUUCUUCGGGGCGCCUCAUAGGUAUGAAUACCAGCAUUUAUUCACCCUCUGGUGCAUCAGCUGGGGUUGGGUUUGCUAUUCCUGUGGAUACGUUGAAACCUAUUGUGUCCUCGUUGAUUAAAUAUGGCAAAGUUAUUCGACCAGUCAUUGGUAUCUCUUAUUUAGAUGGUACCCAAUCUUCUGCUCUAGGCAUUGACAGAGGAGUUUUAGUAUUAGAUGUUCAACGAGGGUCACCAGCAGAAAAGGCAGGAUUACGAGGUACCAGUCGAAGUCCACUUGGUAUCGAGUUGGGAGAUAUUAUUAUUGCGAUUGAUGGAAAAAGUAUAGGAAAUGAAGGUGAUUUGUUUCAAAUCUUGGAGGAAAAGAAACCAGGACAAACCAUUCGUUUGAAAGUCGACAGAGAUGGUCGUUUGAUAGAACUUAAACUUACUUUGGGAUCAUCCGGUUAAUUUGGAAAAUUCCUAUUGAAUAAAAAUCUGAUUU
Molecule: messenger RNA, 1464 nt
Organism: Galdieria sulphuraria
Lineage: Eukaryota; Rhodophyta; Bangiophyceae; Galdieriales; Galdieriaceae
Product: serine-type peptidase (DEGP1)
Exons: 2
Coding region: 33-1430 (465 amino acids)
Biological process (GO): proteolysis
Molecular function (GO): protein binding; serine-type endopeptidase activity
Source: RefSeq, a predicted model, not a curated record